AAGACUAAUAAAGGCAUUGGCUUCGCAUCAUCAAGAGAAAACGAAAGAAAAGCCGCGCUGUUUGUUUAUCCACUUGUUUCCCUUAUUAUCCUCAUCAGUUUCAAGUUUUGAACUCAACAAUGGCGACUCUCACCUCUUCCAUGCAGGCCAAUCUUCUUUCUGAUCACUCCUUAUCUCCUCCUUUCCAUUCUUCUUCUACCGUUUCUUACUUUCCCGCUUCCUUCUCACUUCACUUCUCUGCGCUCAAAGUUCAUGCCCUUUCUUCCAAUGCUUCUGCUUUCUUCAACUCUUGCAAGAACUUUGGAACCAUUGAGACUGCAUCCCGUAACCGUCAUGCCUCAAACUCUUUCAGUAUUCGGAUGACCUGGGACGGCCCCCUCUCCUCUGUUAAAUUAAUUGUUCAAGGCAAAAACUUGGAGUUGACUGAAGCAGUUAAGAAGCACGUGGAAGAGAAGGUUGGCAAGGCAGUCCAGAAGCACAGUCACUUAGUUAGAGAAGUAGAUGUUAGACUUUCAGUUAGAGGGGGGGAGUUUGGGAAGGGUCCAAGGAUUAGAAGAUGCGAGGUUACUUUAUUCACAAAGAAGCAUGGAGUUGUACGGGCAGAGGAAGAUGCUGAGACCGUAUUUGCAAGCAUUGAUUUGGUAUCCUCCAUCAUACAGAGGAAGUUGAGAAAGAUUAAAGAGAAAGAUUCAGACCGUGGCCGACAUGUGAAAGGAUUUGACAGAUCAAAAGUAAGAGAACCUGCACCCAUAGUAGUUGAAGAUGAGGAAGAGGAAGUUUUUCAGGAAGAUGGUGGAGAAGUUAUUGACGAGAUUGUUCGGACAAAAUACUUUGAUAUGCCACCUUUAACAGUUGAAGAAGCAAUCGAACAACUCAAGAAUAUUGACCAUGAUUUCUAUGGUUUCCGGAAUGAAGAAACUGGUGAGAUUAACAUCUUAUAUAAAAGAAAGGAUGGAGGAUAUGGACUUAUUAUCCCAAAAGAAAAUGGCACAGCUGAGAAAUUAGAGCCUGUGACAAUUGAAGCAACCAGAGAACCAUCCUUGGCGGAAUGAUGGGAAUUCACGGAGGAAGUUUCACGUUCAAGAUAGCUUACCACUGUUACCUUUGCUUAAAACUUGAAAACUUCGACUUCAAUAUGCAUCUGAAGGCCUUUCUUGUAGAGAGUAUAUAGAUUUAGAUUUGAGGCUAUUUGGUGAUGAAGACAAUAUUGGAACGACAAAUGAGUAACAAGUAAAAUAAGAUGCAAAAUAUUCUAAUGAACGAAUGAUUCAGCUUGCUGGGGUGUUACCAUGAAAAUAUGUUCUAAUGAAGAAUGAUUCAACAUGCA
Molecule: messenger RNA, 1327 nt
Organism: Cucumis sativus (cucumber)
Lineage: Eukaryota; Viridiplantae; Streptophyta; Magnoliopsida; Cucurbitales; Cucurbitaceae
Product: ribosome-binding factor PSRP1, chloroplastic
Exons: 5
Coding region: 120-1052 (310 amino acids)
Biological process (GO): negative regulation of translational elongation; primary metabolic process
Cellular component (GO): cytosolic small ribosomal subunit
Molecular function (GO): ribosomal small subunit binding
Source: RefSeq, a predicted model, not a curated record